CCUUCUAAGCAGAAGGCAAAAAAAGAGUCCCAUUAUCUACAAUGGGAAAUUAUAGGUGUUUCAUCAAACAUACACAUAACUGUACAGUACAGUGGUUCUCAAACGUUUUCAGUGUGAGCCUCCCCUAUGUAGUGUGCGUCCCUUUAUGGCCCCCUCAGAAUCAUAAAAUUUUGUUUUUUCCACAUUAGUCUCUUCUGUAUUAACUUUCUCAGCUAAGAGACCUCUAUCUCCUCCAUCUAAACACUUAUCCAUUUUAAAUAGUCUUAUGUUUCAUUAGCGUGUGGCUAAAAGGUAACAUACAAGUCAAAUUCAUUAAAAAAAAAAAGUUCUAGAAUUUCUAUGUGGCCCAUCUGUCGGCCCACCCAGGUGGGCACCCACCCCAGGAUGAGAACCCCUGGUAUAGUACUGUAUAUAGCCUCAACGCUCCAAACACACCGAUUCAGUAGGCGGCGGUAAUGCGACACAAAAUGGCGCCUCAACUGCCAUGAAACAAGAAGAAGAGCUUCGUUGCUAAACGACAGUCAGCUGAAACAGCUGGCGGGAAAAACGGCGAGUUGUUUCGAAGCUCCCAGCUCUGAUAAAUGAGUUUACUUAAAACUUAUUAACGGUAUCAUGACUGUUAAAAAGAAUUGACAGAAAAUACACACUGAAAACUGUUUUCACAAUGGCGCCAGUUAGAAUUAAACAUGUUGUCUCGUUCACGUCAGAGGACCCGAAGCACCGUGUGGUGAACUUGUGCUCUGGCGGUGGAGGAAGCGGCCCGUGGCUGUGUAGUACAGCGGAGCGGAGCGGCCUUCUUAAAGCCGAGCUGCAGCUGGACCGGACUUCUACCAUCGCCUUUAUAGACGUGGGAAACCAUGGCUCUGCGUUUAUUCAGGUGGACGUGGGGCGCUCGUCAUGGUCUAUAGAUCAUCCAUAUGUCUCACUUCUGCCCACUGCGACCCUAAUGAACCCGGCUGAUUCACGACAAGGCACAGGAAAGAACAGUGUGCGUAUGUUCAAAAAAGGUGAUUUCUUGCCCCAGGCUGCUGAAGAGAGCUGGGACAGGCUGAGGGUCACGUGCAGUCAGCCCUUCAACAAGCGCAACCAGUUUGGCCUGUCCUUCUUUCGUGUCCGCACUGCUGAUGAACACACUGAAGAGCCGUCUGCCAAUCAGGAGAACCCCACUACCAAAAAUCAGCGUACACCAGAUAAGAUGUGGUCAGUAAGAGAGUGGAUCUCCAGCCCUCCUGUACAACACACCUUCUUUGGCCAAAAAAGAGGAGAAAGCUCUCCAGGAGAGCCUACAAAGGAUCAUGAGAAACUGAGCAGGGCAGAGCGCAUGGUAACAGCUGCACAGUCAAUCAGGCGCGCUCUACAUAACACCUCCUGCAAUGUUUUAAUGAGCAGUAGCAAUAGACAGGAGAAGACCCAGAACACACUGCAUGGUCCAGCCAGGACUCCUCAGGCACGCAGGAGAAAGUCUGAAACGAUGCGCGAGCAAGCAAUCAUGUCCUCUACUCCAAAGAGGUCCAGAUGUAGUACAUCAGACGUUACUGCCAUCAAGAAGAAAAACGAUGCAUUCAGACGCAGCCCUGUUAAAUCUCAUAUGCCAGCAACAUCACCACCAAAGAACAGCCCGGUUUAUCCUGAACCUCCUGAGACUGUAUGCCCAAUAUGUGGAGUGUCUUUCAGCCCGGACUGCUUGCCUCUUCAUGCUUCUUCCUGUCUGGAUUCUGGUUCAGUUGAUUUCUCAAGUGUCAUGGAGACAGAAACUGAGUCAUCUUUUUCCUUUCGUCCACCUUCUGGUCCAAGCACAGAUGAGCUCGUGGUGCCAUGUCCUCUGUGCUCCUUCAGGUUCCCUAUAGACUGUAUCCAACAGCAUGCCAGUACCUGUGGUGACACUGUGUGGGUGGACAUUGCUUUUGCAUUGUUGAUUUCUACCUCCCAGCCAGCGCAAUGGCGCGAGAUUGUGAACAAAAAGAUGCUCUUCCCCCCGGAGCUCAUCAGCGCCAUUCACGAGGGGAACGUGGCUGGAAUCCGUAGCCUGCUGAAGACCGGCGAUGGCAUCAUCCGCCAGCUGGAAGAGUCCGAAGACAGGCAGUGGAGAGAAGCACUGAACCUGUCCAUCCGCCUUGGCAAUGAGGACACCAUGGUUACUCUGCUACAUGGAGUCAAGUUUGAUUUCCGACAAAUCCACGAGGCUCUUUUGGUGGCUGUUGACACUAACCAGCCACGUAUUGUGAAGCGCCUCCUCGACCGGCUCGAUCAAGAGAAAGGCAACAAGAUGGAUGUGCACUCUUUCAAUCAGGCCAUUUUUGACCAUUCCAUUGAUGAUUCUCAGUUUGCCCCCGGGGUGACGCCGUUGACGCUGGCCUGCCAGAAGGACCGGUAUGACAUUGUGACCAUGCUCACACAGAAGGGCCAUGUCAUCCCAUGGCCUCACAAGGUCUCCUGUAGUUGUCUCGAGUGCCGGAACGGGCGCCAGUAUGACUUGCUCAAGUUCUCACUGUCACGCAUUAACACUUACCGUGGCCUUGCCAGCCGGGCAUACUUGUCCGUCACUACCGAGGAUGCCAUGUUGAGUGCUUUUUAUCUAAGCCGGGACCUUCGCAAACUCUCUAAAAGGGAGCCGGAGUUUAAGCCACAGUACCUUGCACUCGAGGAGCUGUGUCAGGAGUUUGCUGUGGAAUUACUGGGAAUGUGCCGGAACCAGAGUGAGGUCACCACCAUUCUCAACGACUGUGGGAUUAACGAUGCCGACAGUCAAGAAGAGCUGGAAAAACACUCAUUCGAAGAGGGCAUACCAAACCUGGCCCGAUUGCGACUCGCCGUGAACUACAACCAGAAACAGUUCGUAGCCCACCCAAUCUGCCAGCAGGUUCUUUCAUCCAUCUGGGCUGGAAACUUAUCUGGCUGGAGAGGCAGCAGGACGGCCUGGAAACUCCUGGUCUCAGUGGGGAUUUUUGUCACCAUGCCUAUUCUCUGCCUCAUUUACUGGAUUGCACCAAAGUCAAAGGUGGGAAAGAUUUUGAAAAUUCCAGCAAUCAAAUUCAUCCUUCACUCUGCCUCCUACUUGUGGUUCCUCAUCACACUGUUAGCGGAAUCCAUAAUCAUGGAGAUGUUUCGUGACGCAUCUUCAACCAGGAACCAGACCAUAUUGCAGAACUCUAUCCACAUGGUGUGGGUGGCUGGGUUUUUCUGGUAUGAGUGUAAGGAGGUCUGGAUCGAGGGCCUGAGGAGCUACUUCCUGGACUUGUGGAAUUGUCUGGAUGUAAUAGUGCUCAGCAUGUAUCUGGCCUCUUUUGCACUGCGGGUGGUCGUUCUGGUUAAAGGCUAUAUUGUGUGCCAGCAACCUGAAAGUGCAGAGUGUUUCUACUUUACCCAGUCUGCACGUCAAGACUGGUUUCAGGAGGACCCUCAGAUAAUAGCUGAAUUGCUCUUUGCUGUCACCAGCAUGCUGAGUUUCACACGUUUGGCCUACAUCCUGCCUGCGCAAGAGUCUCUGGGAACCCUGCAGAUCUCUAUGGGGAAGAUGAUUGAUGAUAUGAUGAGGUUCUUGUUUAUACUGAUGAUCAUUGGUACAGCCUUUUUGUGUGGUAUCAACAAUAUCUAUGUUUCUUACGCCGAAUCUCAAUACCUUGGAAGGUUUAAUGAGACCUUCCAGUUCCUGUUCUGGACAAUGUUUGGUGUUGUCAAUAAGGAAUAUGUGGACAUGCCUGAGCAUGAUUUGGCUCAGUUUGUGGGCAGAAUCCUGUAUGGGAUCUUCACACUACUGAUCGUCAUUGUGCUACUUAACAUGUUUAUUGCUAUGAUCACAAACUCUUACCAGAAGAUUGAGGAUGAUGCGGAUGUGGAGUGGAAAUUUGCUCGCUCCAAACUGUAUCUGAGCUACUUCAGGGAGGGACUCACGAUGCCUGUCCCCUUCAACAUCAUUCCCUCACCAAAAGCUUUCUUCUACCUCAUAAGAAAACUCUGCUGCUGGUGCAACUUUAAUUCGGCUCCGGACUAUCCACCUAUCGGCUCUGUGUCUAAUGAGACAGAUGAGAAGGUGUCGUACAGAAAUCAGGUGAUCCGGGCUUUAGUGCAGCGUUAUAUUGAUUCUGCCAGAAGAGAGUUUGAGGAGACGAAGCGCAAAGAUAUUGGAAACCGGGUCACAGAGCUGAGUAAAGUGGUUGGACACCUGCACGGUGAGAUGAAGCAAAUUCACCAGACACUGUUAGACAUGGGGGAGAACCGACUGGAUCCUUCAGAACGUAGCACUUCCUCCAUCAUAGGGAAGUACAUCCAGGGCGCCAAAAACAACUUCCGUGACUUUAACAGCGUCGUACCUUCAGAAAGCAAAAGUGUCCCUUUGCUGGCCAACGUCCACCAGAUGAAAUCUGAAGAUGAAGCCGAUGUGAACGGAGAGGAGAUAAACGACACAGAAGAGACUUUUGAUAAAGGUAAGAUAGAGGAGGACGGAGCAGGUGAUGAGAUCAUGGAACAGGAGGGUAAAGAUCAGACUGGGGAUGGAUGUAAGGUAGAGGAAGAUGGAGCCGAUGAAAGCAAUGAUCAGAGUCUAGUUGAAGAUGAAACGACGAAGAUGGAGGAGGGGAGAGCCAAUGCAGGAAUAGAAGAACCACUAACCGGCAGCAGUGGCUCUCAGGACACCGGGUUUGGUUCUGAAGAAUCAGAAUUCUCCGCUAGCAGUCCUGAGUAACUGUAACAAAAUGUCUCCCAGGAUUCAUUCUGAACUACACUAGCUGUUACGAAAAGCAUUUCUGAAAUCGUAGUCCAUACAUUUUUGUAAAUCAGUUGUUUGUAACCCAGAUUUUAUGUACGUUCCUCAUGUGACUUUUGGAAAUCCAUGAUCCCAAAUACAAUCCUGAGCUUAGGUUACUGUAGAGUUUCUGUCCCCAUGUCUGCUGGGUUUCCUCCCACUUCCCACACCCCAAAAACAUGCCGGUAGAUGGAUUGGAUAGGAUCGAUUGCCCCUAUGUGUGAAUGUGUGUGUGCCUGGUGCCCUGUGCUGGACUGGCACCCCAUCCGGGGUAUAUCCCGUUCCUGGGAUAGGCUCCGGAUUCACCUUGAGCAGGACAAGCACUUAUUGAAAGUGAUCGAGU
Ictalurus furcatus (blue catfish) is the source of this 5084-nucleotide messenger RNA. Its product is annotated as short transient receptor potential channel 2-like. Gene Ontology annotation, molecular function: inositol 1,4,5 trisphosphate binding; store-operated calcium channel activity; damaged DNA binding. Lineage: Eukaryota; Metazoa; Chordata; Actinopteri; Siluriformes; Ictaluridae. The transcript has 21 exons. Gene Ontology annotation, biological process: regulation of cytosolic calcium ion concentration; manganese ion transport; calcium ion transmembrane transport. Bases 665 to 4681 code for a protein of 1338 amino acids. The record is from RefSeq and is a predicted model, not a curated record. Gene Ontology annotation, cellular component: cation channel complex; membrane; nucleus.